This is a messenger RNA of Trematomus bernacchii (emerald rockcod), 3264 nucleotides long. Its product is annotated as cadherin-18-like. Gene Ontology annotation, cellular component: adherens junction; plasma membrane; catenin complex. Gene Ontology annotation, biological process: cell morphogenesis; cell-cell junction assembly; homophilic cell-cell adhesion. The record is from RefSeq and is a predicted model, not a curated record. The coding region runs from base 1 to 3264 and encodes 1087 amino acids. Gene Ontology annotation, molecular function: calcium ion binding; cadherin binding. The transcript has 11 exons. Lineage: Eukaryota; Metazoa; Chordata; Actinopteri; Perciformes; Nototheniidae.
AUGAGAGUUCCAGUCGGUUGGUCUGCAAUUUCCUGUCUUUGUCCUCUGGUCUUCCUCUGUGUUGUCGCACAGAGUUCUUAUGGGACCCGUGUUGAUUUGAGCCCUAACACUAACCCCAACCCAAGCCUGUUCCCUUAUCCACGGCUAAAGUCAACACCUGAACCAACCCUUUUGCCUAGCUCCAGUUCUGAAAAAAGCAUUUCUCCACUGAAUCCCCGUCCGCUCUUGAGCUCACUCAAAGAUCUCCAGAGCAAGUCACAGGUAAAGCCAAGGCUUGACACCAUGUCCUUUCUCGGUGACAACCAUAGGGCCAACACAAACGUUCCACUUGCAAUCUCCCCGGACACAUCAACGUCAAACAGUAGACCCACGCUACAGGAUGCAUCCAGAGAACAGAGUUCUAAUUCGAGGCAGGGGUUGGUAGACAAUUCAAAUUCUAAUCAAUUGGAAAGAAAUUAUUUAAACGUUCCCAAGAAAUCUUCAAAAUUCAUUCCUAAAACCAAUACAAAACGAAGGCUUGGAUUACUGUCGCAGUCAACGCCAAAAGCAUUCUCCAACUUUAAGGUAGUAACUAAGAAUUCUCAGUCAUUUCUCAACACUACUUUAUUGUCUAGUCUUAAUCAAAAGUCUGACUUGUCUGGUACAAUGAACCCGAGAACCUACUACAAUGCCAGUACAGCUUCAUUGUCCAAUCCUAAAUCGGAAUUUCGACGUUCACAAGUAUAUACAAAUGCCAAAUCCGACCCCAAGGUCUCAUUCACAAACUCAAGAGGAUCAAUCAGAGUAAAGAAGAACGAGACCAAGGUGUUGGAGAACGACAAGGAUUCCAAACAUCGGCCGAAGAAAAGCUGGAUCUGGAACCAGUUUUUUGUUCUGGAAGAACACAUCGGACCUGAACCUCAGUACGUUGGAAAGCUCCACUCCAACUCCGACAAGGCUGAUGGUUCUGUGCGCUACAUCCUGUCGGGGGAGGGGGCUGGGUCCAUCUUCAUCAUUGACGAGACAACGGGUGACAUCCACGCAGCGAGGAGCCUGGACCGGGAGAGGAAGCCUCAGUAUGUGCUCCAUGCCAGGGCCGUGGAGCGGCAGAACAACCACUCCCUGGAGGCGGAGUCAGAGUUCAUCAUCAAGGUCCAGGAUGUCAACGACAACGCCCCCACGUUCCCUGAAGGACCCUUCAAUGCAACUGUGCCUGAGAGGUCGGAAGUUGGAACGUCAGUCUUUCAGGUGAGCGCCUCAGAUGCAGACGAUCCGACCUACGGGAACAGCGCCAAGAUCGUUUACAGCGUCCUGCAGGGACAGCCCUUCUUCUCUGUGGACCCCAACACAGGAAUCAUCCGAACAGCCAUCUCCAACAUGGACCGUGAGUCCAGUGUUCAGUAUGCGGUGGUGGUCCAGGCCAAAGACAUGGCGGGCUCGGUUGGAGGACUGUCUGGAUCUACUACAGUCAACGUCAACCUCACGGACGUCAAUGACAACCCUCCAAAGUUCCUGCAGAGAAGCUACCAGCUGUAUGUUCCAGAGCUGGCUCCGGUAGGGAAGGCAGUGGGUCGGAUCAGAGCCAGCGAUCAAGAUGAGGGGCAGAACGCUGAGAUGACCUACAGAAUAACUAAUGCCGAUGCAGCGGCCAUCUUCACCAUCACCACUGACGCUGAGCGCAGGGAGGGCAUCGUUUCCCUGAAGCAGCCUUUGAACUAUGAGAAGAGAAAAGUUCACACACUCAACAUCGAAGGUUCCAACACUCAUCCAGAUGCCCGUUUCUCCCACCUGGGGCCAUUUAAGGAUUCCACCACGCUGCGAGUCAUUGUGGGUGACGUGGAUGAGCCUCCUGUCUUCUCCAUGGACUACUACAUCAUGGACACGUAUGAAAACUCAGCUGUCGGCACCCAAGUUGGCAUUGUCACCGCUGUGGACCCUGAUAGCACCAACAGUGCUAUCCGGUACUUCAUAGAAAAUGAAGAGGAAAGACCUUUGUAUUUCAAUAUCGGGGUGAACAGUGGCAUCAUCAGGACUUCUCAGGUUCUGGACCGGGAGGAGACCGCGUGGCAUAACAUCACUGUGAUGGCUGCAGAGGUUGAUAACCCCGGUAUGGUGACUCACGUCCCUGUCACCAUCCAGGUCCUGGACGUCAAUGACAACAUUCCAGCCAUCGCCGGGGGCAACAGUGCCGUCAUAGUGUGCGAGGGCACCAAAUAUGGGCAGCUGAUUCAGACCCUCCGAGCUGCAGAUCUGGACAACUUUGCAAAUGGAAAGUUUUCCUUCUACUUUCCUGCUGGGAUUCCAACCAACCCAGAUUUUACUGUGAAGGACAAUGGAGACCACACUGCCAGUAUAAUCUCUCAGCGGCGGGAGGGCUUCAGUCAGGACCGGGACCAGGAGGUCUUCAGCCUGGUGCUGGUGGUGGCUGAUGGGGGGGAGCCCCCUCUCAGCAGCACUGCCACGCUCUCCCUGAGGGUGUGUGUGUGUCAGAGGAACACCAGGGGGCGCCACAACAGCGUCUGUCAGGCCGAGGCCUUCCUGUCCUCAGCUGGUCUCAGCACCGGGGCUUUUGUGGCUAUUAUGCUUUGUAUCGUCAUAUUAAUAACCAUAGUGAUGCUAUUCACCCAGCUCCGAAAUAAGAAAGCGAGUAAAGAGCCCUUAAUUCUUUCCGAAGAGGACAUCAGAGAAAACGUGGUGACCUAUGACGACGAGGGAGGCGGAGAGGAAGACACGGAGGCCUUUGACAUUGCCGCACUUCGAAAUCCCAAAAACUCAGAGACCCGGAGGAAGUUCCACAGUUACCAUGGCUACAGACCAAGCCCGUACGAAGAGGACGAGCUGGAGGAGGACGAGCUGGAGGAGGACGAGAUGGAGUAUGACGAGGACGGGGUCAUGGUGCUGAGGAGGGGGACAGCUCAGGAGGUGGAUUAUGGGAACUACAAAGCAGGGCCAGAAACGUCCUGGUUUGUCCUUGACUGCGUUCCUCGAGAGAUCAGCCAAUCGGCACCCUCCCUUCUGCUGCAGGGUCAGGACAUCAUUCAGCAGAUCCUGGAGCAGAAGGUUGUCCAGGCAGACGCAGACACACGGGGUCCACCUUAUGACUCGCUACAGACGUACGCCUAUGAGGGCCGGGGGUCCUUGACAGGGUCCGUCAGCUCUCUGGGCCUGACCGGUGCAAUGCCCGAACUAAACUAUGCCUUCCUGGAAGAAUGGGAGUCAGAUAGGCAAAGACUGGAACAAAUGGUCGGAGAGCAGCUGGGUACAGAUCAAGCUAACACUGACUAA